AUGAGGCUGUAUUCAGGAACCCAGGCCUGGAGGCGGUCCCAGACCCAGACCCUGAUCCUGGCCCCAGCCCUGGUCCUGAUCCUGGUCCUAGGGGCGGUGGCCCAGAAACUUCCCACCCGGGACGAGGGUCUGUUCCAGAUGCAGAUCCGAGACAAGGCCCUUUUCCAUGACUCCUCCGUCAUUCCCGACGGAGCCGAGAUCAGCGGAUAUCUGUUCAGGGACACGCCCAAAAGGUACUACUUUGUGGUGGAGGAGGACAACACGCCGCUGUCAGUGACAGUGACGCCGUGUGACGCCCCGCUGGAGUGGAAACUCACCCUGCAGGAGCUCCCAGAGGACGCCAGCGGAGAGGGAUCAGGUGAGCCUGAGCCCCUGGACCAGCAGAAGCAGCAGCAGCAGCAGCAGGGGACGGUGGACGAGGGGGCGGAGCUCUUCUCCUACAAAGGCAACGACGUCGAGUCCUACGUGGCCACCAGCACGCCGUCCGGACUCUACCAGCUGGAGCUGCUCUCCACCGAGAAGGACAGCAACUUCAAGCUCUACGCCACCACCACCCCGGAGUCCGACCAGCCCUACCCCGAGCUUCCCUACGACCCCAGGGUGGACGUGACGGCCCUGGGCCGUACCACCGUCACCCUGGCGUGGAAGCCCACCCCCACGGGGCAGUCGAUGGGCCAGCCGGUGCAGUACUGUGUCGUCAUCAACAAGGAGCACAACUUUAAGAGCAUGUGCGCCGCCGAGGCCAAGAUCAACGCCGACGACGCCUUCAUGAUGGCGCCCAAACCCGGCCGCGACUUCAGCCCCUUCGACUUCGCCCACUUCGGCUUCCCCCCUCCCGACAACGACUUUGGCAAGGACCGGGGCGGCGCCGGCAACAAGAUCUCCCGCUCCUUCCAGGCCAAGCCCCGGAACGCCGACAUCGUCAAGGUGUGCAUCGGCAACAAGAACAUCUUCACCGUGUCCGACCUGAAGCCCGACACGCAGUUCUACUUCGACGUGUUCGCGGUGAACGCCGCCACCAACACCAGCACGGCAUACGUGGGCACGUUCGCCCGCACCAAGGAGGAGGCGCGGCAGAAGACGGUGGAGCUGAAGGACGGCAAGGUCUCCGACGUCUUCGUCAAGCGGAAGGGCAGCAAGUUCCUGCGCUUCGCCCCCGUCUCCUCCCACCAGCGGGUGGUGCUCUUCGUCCACGCCUGCCUGGACGCCGUCCAGGUGCAGGUGCGCCGCGACGGCAAGCUCCUCCUCUCGCAGAACGUCGAGGGCGUCCGGCAGUUUCAGCUGCGCGGCAAGCCCAAGGCCAAGUACCUGAUCCGCCUGCGAGGGAGCCGGAAGGGCGCGUCCACCCUGAAGGUCCUGGCCACCACUCGGCGCACCAGCAAGCAGCCGUUCCCCUCCCUGCCCGAGGACACCCGCAUCAAGGCCUUCGACAAGCUGCGCACCUGCUCGUCCGCCACCGUAGCCUGGCUGGGGACGCAGGACCGCAACAAGUACUGCGUGUACCGCCGCGAGGUCUCCGACGGUUACGGCGAGGAGCAACGCCGCCGCGAGCAGAACCAGUGCGCCGGGCCGGAGACCCGCCGGAAGUCGGAGAAGGUCCUCUGCAAGUACUUCCACAGCGCCAACCUCCAGAAGGCGGUCACCACGGAAACCAUCACGGGGCUGGAGGCGGGGAAGACGUACCUGUUGGACGUUUACGUGGUGGGGCACAGCGGGCACUCCGUCAAAUACCAGAGCAAACUGGUGAAAACCAGGAGAUACUGCUAAAAGACUCUGAAUAAAUCUAUUAUAAUUAAAUCUAUAUAUAUGAAAAAAAAAAGUUUAUUUAACUCUAAGUGAUAUUCUACUAAGGAGUGCGUACAGACUGAGGCAGCCAGGGAGCCCGUGGCCCAGACUGAACUGUUCGUAGAGAGAGAUAUCAACCUGUAUAUUUAUGUUUACAUUUCGUUGUGGCGUGGCGAGCGACCCUGUAGCCCGAUGAGUUCUGAGACCGCCGCCGCGAUCUUGGCAUCUCGGUGCCAACCUCUAGACAGAGCUUCAAACAAGAGCAUUCUCAUUCCCCUACGUCUGUGUUGUUGCUGCAUGACUUUUGCGUUGUAUUGGUUUGUUCCUCCAGUUUCAAUUCAACCCGCAGAGAUCCCAACCCCUGUAUAGUUCUCUCCCUGGAUGUAUACACGAAACGCUGAGGAGAAAUUUAAAUUAUUUUAUACUUUGUUUUGCCUCUUGUUGUUUCUUUUUUUGUUGUCGUUGUUGUUUUUUUGGGGGGAUUGAUCGUGCGUUUUCUAUUGACUCUUUGCUCUUAGGAGGAGUUGUGGGAGGAGCUUAGGAGGAGGUUUUCCAGUUGUGGGAGGAGCUUAGCGUCCGUUGAGACAUUCCUGUGUGUAUCUCAGCCAGUGUAGGCCCUAGAGUCCGUCUGUAAAUGUGUUGUGUGCUGAAGGCCUGUGUUGUCACUGUAUCACUGUGUCUGUCACAUGUACAGAGUUGUCCUGCCAAUAUUCAUGUACAUAAACACUAAAUAUAGACCCAGUAAUCCCGGUGUCA
Osmerus eperlanus (European smelt) is the source of this 2541-nucleotide messenger RNA. RefSeq names its product neuron-derived neurotrophic factor (gene ndnf). Gene Ontology annotation, molecular function: heparin binding; protein binding. Gene Ontology annotation, biological process: extracellular matrix organization. The coding region runs from base 1 to 1767 and encodes 588 amino acids. The record is from RefSeq and is a predicted model, not a curated record. The transcript is spliced from 3 exons. NCBI's taxonomy places the organism in Eukaryota, Metazoa, Chordata, Actinopteri, Osmeriformes, Osmeridae.